UAAAAUAAAAGGAAACCCUAGAUAAGCAGCCGCGGUAGGGAGAUUUAAUUUGGUUCGUCUCAUUUGGGAUAAUUUUUGGUAUUGUAGGGGUUCGUAAAUUUUUUCCGCAACCUCUGCCCAUUUUUGUCAUCGGCAUCGUUGACAGCAGAAUCUCGAGGGCUUCUUUUAGUGUUUGCUGGAAGAUUUCUAAUCAAGAUGUCGUUCAGCGAGGUAGCCUGUACUUAUGCUGCAUUGAUUUUGCAGGAUGAUGGCAUUCCUAUCACUGCUGAGAAAAUUACUACUUUGGUGAAGGCUGCAAAUGUUCAAAUUGAAUCUUAUUGGCCUGGUUUAUUUGCCAAGUUGUUGGAGAAGAGAAACAUUGAAGAUCUAAUCCUCAGUGUUGGAUCUGGUGGCGGUGGUGCUGCUGCAGCUGCAGUGGCGGCAGCUCCAUCUGGUGGCAGUGGUGGUGCUGCUCCUGCUGCACCACCACCUGAAGAGAAAAAGGAGGAGCCCAAGGAGGAGAGUGACGAUGACAUGGGUUUCAGCUUGUUUGAUUAAGCUCUUUUUGAAGAAAAUAUCUGAUUUAUUAUGAUUUAAAAUGCUGUAAUUUAAAAAUCAGCAUUUUGUUUUUGUCAGCCUUUUAGAAACGCAUAAUGAAGUGUAGUUUCAUGUGUGCAAAUUUUGCGGCACAGAUUGCAUUGUAGAUCUGUAUGGCUUACUUUUUUUGUUAGAAUUAAUACUGAUGUGUCCGGUGAUAGUUUUUACAUCAGUCGGUGGUAGUCAAAACAUUGUAGAUCUGUAUGGCUUACUUUUUUGCUAGAAUUAAUACUGAUGUGUCUGGUGAUAGUUUUUACAUCA
This is a messenger RNA of Cryptomeria japonica (Japanese cedar), 837 nucleotides long. Its product is annotated as large ribosomal subunit protein P1. Gene Ontology annotation, cellular component: ribosome; cytosolic large ribosomal subunit. The record is from RefSeq and is a predicted model, not a curated record. Gene Ontology annotation, molecular function: ribonucleoprotein complex binding; structural constituent of ribosome; protein kinase activator activity. Gene Ontology annotation, biological process: cytoplasmic translation; translational elongation. The transcript has 5 exons. Lineage: Eukaryota; Viridiplantae; Streptophyta; Pinopsida; Cupressales; Cupressaceae. Bases 196 to 537 code for a protein of 113 amino acids.